Messenger RNA from Thelazia callipaeda (thelaziosis nematode), 4425 nucleotides. The record is from the annotation of a GenBank genome assembly. Lineage: Eukaryota; Metazoa; Nematoda; Chromadorea; Rhabditida; Thelaziidae.
AUGCUUAUUUUAGGUGUAGUAGAGAACAAGCAUAAAAUUACUGGAGACACUGCACUUUUAAGCACUAAUACAGACAACAAUGUUGCCAGUGCACAUCAACUACGCACUCCUUCAGCAAAUACUGUAAAUGAUACAUUAUCAAAAGCAUCAGUGAUAAGUACUGAUGUCAAAAAAGAAGUUCAUCAGAAUCCUGCUAAGCAGAAUGAAUCGAAUUACUCACCUCAUAUACUUCAUCUCGCAGAAUCAAAUAUCGAUGUAGAUGGGUAUAGCACUACUAAAGAAAUUUAUUUAAAUUCACAUGUAGCUCAUGAAAAUAACGAGUAUCUUACGAAUAGCACUACGGAAGCAUCAAUUAUGACAACAUACAAGAUGCCAACAAAAGUUGCUCAAGAAGAAGGCAGUGUGGAAAAAAAGAUUCAUUCACUUACGAAAUGGGGCACACCACAAAUUGCAUCCGUCUACAUCUUUUCAACUUCACCUUCCUCAGUAACUUCUCUUUCCUCAGUAACUUCAUCUCCCUCAGUAACUUCACCUUCCUCAGUAACUUCACCGAUUCCUUCUACCACAGAUCAUACAACUACCCUAACUUCCCCUACAAUGUCAUCUGAAUUAAAUGCGCAAUCUAUUUAUACUUCAUAUCAGAAACCACAUUCACGACCAACAACAAAUGGUACAGUACCAUUAUCAACAUCUAGUGAGACAACAAUUAUACCAUCUGUUUCUCCAUCAACUUACUCAUCCAUCUCAACUUUAGCAUUACAAUCUACUAAAAAUUGGCUCUACGACGGAUUACAACCUAUUAUAAAUUCUCAAAUCCUUGAUAAACAAUAUUUGUUAGAAGAGUGGUUGACAAAUGACAGAAAAAUGAUUAAUUCGCGGAUUUACGAUCCUUUGAACACAUUAGCAAAAGCUAACAAUAUUAGUGCACCUGAUCUUGCAGCUUAUCAUGAAACAAGUCUACCUUCACCCGCUAGAUCUGAGAUACGGUCAUUCCCAAAUCAAAUGUACUCAUCAAGAAUGGUAGAAAAUACUGGUGUGCAGAAUCGAGGAGCUAUUAAACGAUUAACAGCCAUGAAUGAAGAACAUGACAGUGAAUAUGAUGGAAAGUAUCAGUAUAACUCUCAACCACAUAAUUUUUUUGCUGUCUCCAACACCAGUCAUUACAUUACAAAUGUACCAUAUGUUAGGAACUACUACUACAGUAAUAGUACUGGUACAGUGUCACCGGUACAUCAACAACAAGAAUUUGCAUCCUUCAGUCAAAGGAGGAAAGAAGAGGCUGAAGGAAGAACAGGUAGCAAUCAGAAAGCUCCAGUAGUUUGGCCUGCAAUGCGAUCUGAAGAUGUAAUAUCACGACAGCCUGCAUCUCAAGAAUGGAACCAACAAGAAAAUGUGUUCCAUCCACCAGUAACGCUGCCAGCUGUUACCGCAUCAACAGUCACUACAGAUGUUACGUCAGCACAGCUGAUCCUUCCCGAGGAAGAUGAUACUUGCGUAUUGCCACCUGACGCAGGUAACUGCUUCAAUUACGUGCCUCGGUGGUUCUACAACUCACAAACUGGUAAGUGCGAACAAUUCUCCUAUGGCUCUUGCGGAGGCAAUUCCAACAACUUUUUGGAAAGACAAGCAUGCGAAGUCAAAUGUUCACAAAGUAUGUUUGUUUUAUUACUUGAUCCGAUUAGAUCACAACUGCCAGAACGGUGCACCUAUCAGAAAGACGAAGGUUUUAGUAAUGGGUACAAUGUUCAGUGGUACUUUAAUGUAAGGAAUUUACGAUGUGAACAAAUGGUAUACCAAGGCCAAGGUGGCAAUUGGAAUCGGUUCCAAACACUUGGCGAAUGUCAAAAUACCUGCAUCCCGUUGGAUGUCAAAUUUACCGGAGCAGGCAGCAGCUUGUCUGCUCAUUCCAACAUUGUGUCUAGAAACAGUUCGGUAGUUCAUCUUCAAAGUAAUGUUGGUGUUGCAUCUCCAACAGUUCAACUUCCAAAUCCAGAAAAUGUGCUUGUGCAACAAGAAGAGCAGAAUCAGGAGAGAUUUUUAUCUCCAACACAUAGUUUAUUGCCAAGUCAGUCCCAUGCUUUUGGUGUGACAAGUGUUGGAAAUGCUCAAAAUGAAAAAGCGAAUGUUGAGACCGUUUAUCUUGAAAACGAACAGACUAAGCAACUGACUUCGCAACAGCUAUUAUCUCCUGAAAGCAUCUCUCAACAACAGGCUUCUGUAAUUGUAACACCAUCACAACUUCCUUCCACUAGUGCUGAAGUUGUAAUAUACGACUCCCAUGAGCAGCUAUCUGAAAGGAAAGCACUUCCAGAAUCACAGUCAAUUGCACAGAUGAUGGAUGUCAAUCAUACUCUUGAUAAAGGCAAGGAAAUGGUGCAAAACAGAAACGAUGAAAGUAGUCCUGAUGGUACAGUGAAUUCCGUAUUAAAUGGUAUCCAAGGUUUUGGAAGUGUACCUAACUGUCCAAAUGGCUUGAAACCUGUGCAAGAUUCAAAUGGCAGACCCAUGACGUGUUUGCCAGGUAGAAACCAGUGUUCAGCUAACUCUUUGUGUUACUUCAACGGUGUCAAUUUUUAUUGUUGUCCAAAUGCUGAAGAUCCAUACGAUGAACAUAUAUUUGGAGGUUAUGGUGGUGAAGAAGUGAAGCGUGGCUACAAAAGUAUGAAAAAAACACAGAUGAAUACGAAUGACUUGAUUGUUCGAAAAAAGUAUCGAGUUAAACGACAGUUGAAUAUUUUUUCUACGGUACAGCCAACAAAUACACUAGCUCGCAUCGAUUGUAAGUUUCUGAUUGUAAUAUGGUUUUCUAUGGCAAAGGUGUCUGCAGCAGAUAAUAAUCUUCGCUCAAUCCCUAUCUGUCGACAAGAAGUUGAUGUCGGCAAGUGUGCUGAAGCCCAUCUUCGGUACUUUUAUGAUCAUCGAAUAGGCACAUGUCGGUUAUUCUAUUAUAGUGGCUGUGGAGGUAAUGAAAACAAUUUUGCCACAGAAAUGGAAUGUAGACAAGAGUGCUUCAGUGGUCAGAUGCAUCUGAAAAAAGAUCAAGGUAAAUUUAAUGAUGGAGAUCCACCACCGGGGCAAUGUCCCUUUGGAAAAGUACCUCUUGGUGAUAAUGCUCCUGUAUUAUGUGGCAAUGAAAGCAUGUCAUUUGGUUGCCCGAAAAAUUAUUAUUGUCGUAUGGGACCACCUCAUGUAUGCUGUCCCAAAGGAACUUUUCCAGAUUAUGAAAGGUUAUUAGCAGCCAGAAAGUUGAAAAAUGUGCGUUUCGCUGCUCAUCGCUCUGGAGGAGGUGGUUCUGAUUCUGAACUCGAGGAAACUGAACUAGAUGAUAAUAGAGUAUCGAUUGCUGGAAAUGUUUCAGGAAUCGUGGCAUCAUUCAACAUCCCUUCAGAUAUUUGUCCUGAUGGUUCAGAUGCAUUGCUUAAUGAAUCUACUCAGCAACCUCUUAGAUGUGGUGCUGGUUUUGAUGGCGAAUCACUUUGUCCCAUUGGCUAUUACUGUUCCAUCUCUACCGAAAAUAGCGAAAGAUUGUGUUGCCCUUUGGCAUUGAUAGGAGUCAAAAUUCCUCCACCGCCGAAAGUACCUCCUUUUUUUGGAUUGAGGCCAUCAAAUCCUGGUGAAGUAAUAUUGCGUGGUUCGUUGCCGUCCGAUGUUAUGUGCAAUGGCGUUUCUGUUGCAAAGAAUCUGCAAAUUCAAGUACUUGAACAUUUUUCUAAAAAAAGUAUUGCUUUAGAAAGAGGAUCUGAUUCACCGAGCAAAAGUGCAUCCAGAAGAAAAUUUCAGUCAGUUCACGUUUUGGGUGACAAAGCUACAAAUGAAGAGCUAGUUACUGAUUUCCACGAUUCUAAAGAAGAAAUCGAUGUUUCUCUUCUUUCUAGUAAGUUAUGUUUCAUGCUACCAGUCACUGAUUUUCCUCAGAAAUAUAAAAAUGCGAGCCAUGCUUAUACAUUACAUUAUAUACAACUUUUCAUUGAUCUGACCUAUAUCACAACAUUGAGUGGAGAAAAUGAGUCCCCUUAUGGUCGAAUGAUGCUAAAACCAAAGGGUAAAGCAAGGCGAGCACAGGCAUUUCAUGAUGCAUUUGGAAAUCCGGCUUCAUCAGACGCAGAAGCUAACGAAGUACACAUUGAUGUUGGAGAAGUAACUGAUCCAUUUGAUGGACACGAAUAUUUGCAAAAGUCAGCUUCUGAUCGGAGUGUUUGUCUCUUAAAGCCUAAUGAAGGUCGGACAUGUCGAGAAGAUGAAACGCCCCCUCGAACCAAUUUACAAUAUUUCUACAGUAAACGUGAAAAGAUUUGCAAACUCUUUUUUUACCGAGGUUGCGGUGGCAGCCAAAAUCGUUUUGAUUCCAGAAAGCAUUGUGAGACUAUGUGUGCUGUAAGUACCAUUUACCGUUUACAUGUGAUACUUCAACUUGUUCCUUCAUAG